Messenger RNA from Cariama cristata (Red-legged seriema), 907 nucleotides. RefSeq names its product amyloid beta (A4) precursor protein-binding, family B, member 1 interacting protein (gene APBB1IP). The record is from RefSeq and is a predicted model, not a curated record. NCBI's taxonomy places the organism in Eukaryota, Metazoa, Chordata, Aves, Cariamiformes, Cariamidae. Gene Ontology annotation, cellular component: cytosol; plasma membrane. Gene Ontology annotation, biological process: signal transduction. The transcript has 8 exons. The annotation marks the transcript as partial.
GAAGAACAAGAGGCACAGGCUAAAGCUGACAAGAUUAAACUUGCAUUGGAGAAACUGAAGGAAGCCAAAGUUAAAAAGCUUGUUGUCAAGGUGCACAUGUACGAUAACAGCACAAAGUCACUAAUGGUGGAUGAGCGUCAGGUGACGCGGGAUGUUUUAGACAAUCUCUUUGAGAAAACCCAUUGCAACUGCAACGUCGACUGGUGUCUGUAUGAAAUGUACCCAGAGCUGCAAAUUGAAAGAUUUUUUGAAGACCAUGAAAAUGUUGUUGAAGUGUUAUCAGACUGGACUCGAGACACUGAGAAUAAGAUUCUGUUUUUGGAAAAAAGUGAAAAAUAUGCUAUAUUUAAAAAUCCCCAGAAUUUCUACCUGGCAAACAAAGGGAGGAAUGAAAGCAAAGAAAUGAAUGAUAAAAACAAAGAGGCUUUACUGGAGGAAAGCUUCUGUGGGACAUCUGUCAUUGUGCCAGAGCUUGAAGGGGCCCUUUAUUUAAAAGAUGAUGGAAAAAAGUCCUGGAAGAGGCGUUACUUUCUUCUACGAGCUUCUGGAAUUUAUUAUGUACCCAAAGGAAAAACCAAGACAUCACGGGAUCUGGCAUGCUUCAUUCAAUUUGAGAAUAUGAAUGUUUAUUAUGGUUCUCAACACAAAGUGAAAUAUAAGGCACCUACAGAUCACUGCUUUGUCUUAAAGCACCCCCAGAUUCAAAAGGAGUCACAAUAUAUCAAGUACUUAUGCUGCGAUGAUCAAGCAACCCUGCAUCAGUGGGUAACAGGAAUAAGAAUUGCUAAGUAUGGCAAGACACUAUAUGAUAAUUACAAAUGUGCAGUGAAGAAAGCUGGCUUGUCCUCUCGGUGGGCAAAUCAAGGAACGGUGGAACCAGCUGCCCCUGCAGGAUCCUUAUCAGCAG